Trichoderma gamsii is the source of this 702-nucleotide messenger RNA. RefSeq lists its product as hypothetical. The record is from RefSeq and is a predicted model, not a curated record. NCBI's taxonomy places the organism in Eukaryota, Fungi, Ascomycota, Sordariomycetes, Hypocreales, Hypocreaceae. The transcript has 3 exons. Bases 1 to 702 code for a protein of 233 amino acids.
AUGAUCAGACUCGGCCUGAACUCAUCCACCGCGCCAUGGCUCGCCUUUCUGGUGCUGCUGCUCGCUCUUUAUCCUGCCGAUGCGACAGCGCAUGGAGAAUCUCCCCAAGCCAAGGCUGCGACGCCAACUGUGACGGCUGCUCCCAUCUAUCUGCCGUAUUAUGAUGAGCGUUCGUGGUCGCUGGUCCGGGGGAGCAUCAUUUCAACAGAUCCUUCGGCUAGUAGGACCACAUACACCAUCUUUUGCCCGACCCAGACGCCUCUAGCAUGCGACUUGUCUCUUGAAUUCCCCUUUGUCAUCGUAGAAGGACCAGACACGCUCGAAUUCCAUGGAACCGUGACGUCGACAUACAUUGCCGAUGUGGAAUGCGACUUGAACGGCACGACGGCAGCAACGUGUUCGGGUUACUCUAGCUACAAAUCCGGUUACACCAACGGGCCUCACACUGGACCAUCACAGGUUUCGUGGACGUCUACAUUUACUGGCUCCGAAGUGCAGUGGGGAACCUUGACCUUGGCCGACUGUCCAGGGGCAACCGACGGUGCUGCUGAUACUUCGGGGGUCAUAGCGACGCCAACAGCUCCUUCGGGAAUGAUGUAUGAGCCUUCGCCGACGUCGUUGGGAUCGAAUUUGCGGAUACCCGAACUGCGGUCUCUCUACGGACUGGCGGCAAGCAUCAUCGCCAUCUGUCUAGCAUUAUAG